Messenger RNA from Dimorphilus gyrociliatus, 670 nucleotides. NCBI's taxonomy places the organism in Eukaryota, Metazoa, Annelida, Polychaeta, Dinophilidae. The record is from the annotation of a GenBank genome assembly.
AAUGGAUAAUACGUUCUUCAACGAAAACUGUAGAAAUUUACUAAAAGAGUUAAAGAAAUCUUACGUCACAGCAGUUUUAUUCUAUUUUGAUAAUAUUCCUUCAGAUCGUAAUAUAUCAAUCCUGAAAUCUGUUAAGAGACCAUUUUGGGCUUAUACGCAAAACUUUAUUCAAGUUAGUAAUGACACCUUAGGGAGAAUUUUACGAUUUUCUUCAUACGAUAUCGUUCAAUUUCAAGUGUUUAAUGGAACAAGAAAUUUAGCUUUUCGGGCAGAUGUUAUCAAUUCUAAAAGUUUGAAGAUUUUUCAAUUAACUGAUGGAUAUUUCAAUGAACCGGGUUAUUCACUCGGUUAUAGGGAUACUCUUAUCAUAACCUUUCCAACAGAAUUUUAUAUAAACUUUAUAAGAGGAUUAGUUAGACCUACAGGGUGCAAUUGGCAAGCUAAAAAUAAAUCUAUUGUCAUGGAUAUAGAUAAAUACAAUCAUACAAAAAUCAAUUCAACAUCCAAACGGGACUGUCAAUUAAGCUGUCUACUUUUAUCAUCUUGUAGUUCCAUUAUGUUUGAUAAAUUAAAAGGAGAAUGUUAUAAAUUUAAUACUAAAGCUAUGAAGUUAAAUGAAAAUGGAAAUUAUGUGUUUAAACAAAAGAAAUGUACAAAAAAAAGUAUUUGA